Molecule: messenger RNA, 3277 nt
Organism: Homo sapiens (human)
Lineage: Eukaryota; Metazoa; Chordata; Mammalia; Primates; Hominidae
Gene: MRM1
Product: mitochondrial rRNA methyltransferase 1
Exons: 6
Coding region: 229-1212 (327 amino acids)
Biological process (GO): RNA processing; rRNA methylation
Cellular component (GO): mitochondrial matrix
Molecular function (GO): RNA methyltransferase activity; S-adenosylmethionine-dependent methyltransferase activity; RNA binding
Source: RefSeq, a predicted model, not a curated record
GAACCCGGAAGCGAGGGACCCACGUGGGAGCCUGGGAGCGGGUGGUCGUAGCUCGGUAGUCCAGUUGUGGGUAAUCGGGGCUGUUUGUUCCUGUCCGAGAGAGCUCGGCGGAGACGGCUGUCGAGUACCCUUCACCUCGGUGUUGGGAGCCUGGGAGCGAACUGCGGCGCGGGUUACCGCUCCCGGGGACGCAGCAAGGGGCAUCGAGUCCCUGGCGGGAGCUGCGCCAUGGCAUUGCUCUCGACCGUCCGGGGCGCGACCUGGGGUCGCCUCGUCACCCGUCAUUUCUCCCAUGCAGCGCGGCAUGGGGAGCGGCCUGGUGGGGAGGAGCUAAGCCGCUUGCUGCUGGAUGACCUGGUGCCGACCUCUCGGCUGGAGCUUCUGUUUGGCAUGACCCCGUGUCUCCUGGCUCUGCAGGCCGCCCGCCGCUCUGUGGCCCGGCUCCUGCUCCAGGCGGGUAAAGCUGGGCUGCAGGGGAAGCGGGCCGAGCUGCUCCGGAUGGCCGAGGCGCGGGACAUUCCAGUUCUGCGGCCCAGACGGCAGAAACUGGACACAAUGUGCCGCUACCAGGUCCACCAGGGUGUCUGCAUGGAGGUGAGCCCGCUGCGGCCCCGGCCUUGGAGAGAGGCCGGGGAGGCGAGCCCAGGCGACGACCCCCAGCAGUUGUGGCUCGUCCUCGAUGGGAUCCAGGAUCCCCGGAAUUUUGGGGCUGUGCUGCGUUCCGCACACUUCCUCGGAGUGGAUAAGGUCAUCACCAGCCGGAGAAACAGCUGCCCGCUCACUCCAGUAGUCAGCAAGUCCAGCGCGGGGGCUAUGGAGGUGAUGGACGUGUUCUCCACUGAUGACCUCACCGGAUUUUUACAGACCAAAGCCCAGCAGGGCUGGCUCGUGGCCGGCACGGUGGGCUGCCCAAGCACAGAGGAUCCCCAGUCCUCCGAGAUCCCCAUCAUGAGUUGCUUGGAGUUCCUCUGGGAACGGCCUACUCUCCUUGUGCUGGGGAAUGAGGGCUCAGGUCUAUCCCAGGAGGUGCAGGCCUCCUGCCAGCUUCUCCUCACCAUCCUGCCCCGGCGCCAGCUGCCUCCUGGACUUGAGUCCUUGAACGUCUCUGUGGCUGCAGAGUUGGGAACCUUGAAUGAGAUCACACACACAAAGGCACUCAGCACACCAAACGCGGGGCAUCCCUCCUGUCCUGCCAGUUUGCAGGCCGUCUGAGCUCAGCUCAUUGAUUGAUUGAUUGGGUGAAAGGAUCAUGGAGAGGAUGCCAUCCAGUUGGAGAUAUGGUGUGAGCUGAAAAUCCCAGAGUAAAUGUCCUUUCCAGGACAGCAGAGACGAAAAGAGCUUUUCUGGCUGGGAGAUUCCAAGAAGGCUUUGUGAAGAAGGAGCAGCAUUAACCCGAGUUUCUCAGUGGGCUCAGACUUACAGGUGGAGAAGGGAAGGGGAUGCGGUGGGAGGAAUGGCAUGGGCAAAGGCCUUCAGUGAGAAAGCUGGGCACACAGCCGUAAAAUGGCUGUGAAUAGGCUGCUUUCCUAGAGCAAAGGGUAAGUGCGGUAAAACGGAAAGGGCGUUGUUCCCAAUUCCUGGAUUAUUAAAACAAAAGCGGGAUAUAUUGGGAAAAGAGUAGGAGGCUGAAUUAUUUGGAUAAUUACAAAACUGUUCCCUUGAAUCCCCGAUUUGCUUUGCUCCCUGUGGGUGGCUUGCCUCCUUUCUCCUUCACCGCGGGGAUCACAGGCUUCAGAAACCCUGAGGGGAAUGUCCCCAGAGAAGAGCCCCUCCCGUCUCCCCUUCUCCCUCAGGUCGUCACUUUGCCUCCUUAACCCCACUCCCACUCCUCAAAGGAAGAAGGUGGUGUUGGAGGAAGACUGGAGGGGGAGCCCCCUAUCUGAGGUCCCCAGACUGUCUUCAGAGAAAGGGAGGAGCAGCCUCAGCUUGGCGUCUGGGGCCCUGUUUCAUCCUUGGGUCCGUGAGGGAAGAGGAUUCUGCUCCCUGCCAGAAACAUUCCUGUAGAGUAUUUGCAUUACAUCCGGCUCACACCCUCUUCCUUCGAAGAACAGAUACCAGGAGAUGGUGUUUGGGCAGGGGGAUGGAGGAAGGAGGGAGAGAGGAGAGGGAGGAGGGGACGAAGAGGAAGAGGAAGAAGACGACAAAGAGGAGAAGAGGAGGAGGAAGAGGAAGAAGAGAAGGGGAGGAGGAAGAGGAGGAAAGAGCAGGAAAAGGAGGAGGAGGAGGAAGGGGAGAAGGAGGAGGGGAGGAGAGGGAGGAGGCGUAGGCAGCCAGCUGUCAGAGCUGCUUAUUUUAUUUUUCUUGCUCCUGGAGCAGGCUGGCAGAGCAGUCCCCGAUAGCAGCAGGAAUGAAGAACAUGGGCCGAAGGAGGAGAUAAUUUAGGCCUGUUUCCCUGGCUGAUUCCGCUGUGCCUCCUUCUAUCUCUCUGCCUCUGAUUCUCUCCUCCUCUGUCUCUCUCAUGGUCUCUGAAGGAGAUGAAUUCCAGGUGACUCUCCGGGCUCCACUGUGCUUCCUGGGAGCUGCGCGCUGGGGGUGAUGUUUGUCCCUUCUCACUGUAGACUGAGCUUGGGAUUUCUCAGCCCCCAGUUACUUAGAUGUGGCUUUGGUCCUCUUUGGGGCCCUAGGGUGGGUGGGGAGCCCACAUUUUCUCUCUCCCCCAUUCUUCUAGAGCCCAGCCAGCCUCCAUGGGCCACCAACUACAUCCUCCAUGGAGAAUCUUCAAAGCUCUAGAGCCCCUAUUCCCAAACCAUUUCCUGUCUUUUUUAUUACAUGGACUUACUCCAAAAAGGAGCGAAAGAACUUGUACAUGUUUCCAUUCUGAUCAGUUCUUUCUGGAUUUUCCGGGCAUUUUUGUUACCAGGUGUCUGAAAGAUCCUGAGUGCUAUGAACUGGCUUUCACAUCUGCGACCUGCUGUAGCCCUCCCACAACACUGGGCCCAGGGGUGUUGAUUUUCUUUUACAAAUGGGGCAACUAAGGCAUGUUAACAGCUGAGCCUAGGUUUGAACCUGGUUCCCCCUGUGCUGGUGCAGAGCUGUUUCCCCUGGGAUAUAUGUCUCCAGUGUCACUGCCCUUCCACUGGGUUUCCUGCUUUUACCUAACAUCGACUCACACGGUCAUUUUCGGGGUGGCAGGGCCUCCUGUCUUGUCGUUUUAAUGGCCACAUGGCAUUCCAUCAUGUUGAUGGAUCAUUUUGUUUGGUCACUCCCUCAUCGUUGGAUAUGUGUGAGGUGUCUAAUUUCUUGCUAUAAUAAAUGCAACUGCUGUAUUUUGUUCAAA